CCAAGUAGUCUCCAACCGGUUUCGUCUUAUUUUUCCAAAAAGUGAAACCUGCUUCCCAACCGGUUUCCUUUCCGUUGUAGUUAUAAAAAAAAACCUAUUUCGAGUGGCUCCUUCCUAGCAGUACUGUGUGUCCUCAUGUUAUCAGCAAGCAACUUCUUUUGCUACUUCUGUCCGAUCAUAAUCUCCGAACAAGUUAGUUCAAAGUCAAAACAGAUAUCCAAAUAUCACCGCAGAGGCUUAAAAUGACUACAGCAAUAAAAUAUGUCGGGGAAUUAGCUCAACAAGUACAAGCAGUUUUUGAAGUUGGAAACAUUACAUGCGGUUUAAUUGGAAAACUCUGGAAAUUUCCCAUAGGCAUUGAUCAGAAUGUAAAUAAUCUGAAGAGAAAAAGAGACCAACUAAACAAUCAGAAAGACGACGUGGAAUCAAGAAUCAUAGCGGAGUUGCGUCCGAGAAAGAAAGUCAAGAAAGAAGUGAACCGGUGGCUUGAGAACGUCCAGAGGAUAGAUGGGGAAGUACAUAACCUUGAAUCCAAAGUUGAAUUUAGCAGCUUCUUCUCUCGUGGAUUUCUUGUGAACAAUGUUUGUUCCAAGGAAGAAGAAAUUCAACAACUUAUUCAGCAAGGCCGUCAAUAUCAUGAAGAUUUGGUGGUUGAUAAUCCUCCACGGAUCGGACAAGAGUUGCUGGCACCAAAUUUAUUAGGUGAAUCUACGAGGGCCCGUUUGGAAGAGAUUUGGUGGUGUUUGAUGGAUGAUGAGAUUCCAAAGAUUGGAGUUUGGGGGAAGGCUGGCGUGGGGAAAACAAGCACCAUGAAGGUUAUAAACAAUCAACUUGUAAAAGAGAUUGCGAUGUUCGAUACUGUGAUUUGGAUCACUGUAUCCAAAGAGACGAGUAUUGCUAAACUACAGAAAGACAUUGCAAGUCAAAUUAAAGUAACUUUUUGCGGCGAUGAAAGUGAAACAAUAAGGGCAGGAAUGAUCUCCGAAACAUUGUCUCGAAAGAGGUUUGUGAUGAUCCUGGAUGACAUAUGGGAGAAGAUUUCUCUUGAGACGGUAGGAAUCCCUGAGACGUCUUCUGGGAAAUUAAUGUUGACAACUCGAUCAUUUGAUGUGUGUCGACAAAUGGGUUUUAAAGAAAUUAAAGUAAAUCCUCUUGAGGAAGAAGAGGCAUGGGACCUGUUCUUGGAGAAGGUGGGUCGAGAUAUUCUAAAUAUUCCAGGGGUGGAAUCAAUCGCAAAACAAAUAUCUGAGCGUUGUGCGGGUUUGCCUUUGACACUAAUUCACAUAGCUACUUCCAUGAAGGGAAUUGAUAACCUUUCUGAAUGGGGAAAUGCACUGAAGGAAUUAAGUGAAGGCAAAAACAGUGUUGGUGGACUCGAAGAUGAAGUAUUCCAACAAUUGCGAUUUAGUUAUGAUCGUAUAACAGAUCCAAUUCUUCAAGCCUGUUUCUUCUACAGUACAUUAUGCCCCGAAAGCGCCAGGGAAGAAGAUCUUAUUCGACUUUGGAUUGCAGAAGGGUUUGUGAAAAAAAUGGACAGCAGACAGUCAGAGUUUGACAAGGGUCGUGCAAUAAUCGAUAGACUCAGAGAUAACUGUUUCUUACAAGUGUGUACUGAAAGGGACGAUGGAAGAUCGGUCAAGAUGCAUGCUCUUGUAAGAGACAUGGCAUUACGUAUGAUAAGUGAAUUUCCUCAGUACUUGGUAAAAGCUGGCAUGAGACUAACGGAGCCACCAGAUGUGCAAGAAUGGAACGAGGAGCUUGAGAAGACUUCAUUGAUGAAGAACUGGGAGUUACAGGUUCUUUACCCUUUGAAUAUGCCACCCCCAAAGUGUCCAAACCUCGCAACACUUUUGUUAUCUGAUUGUGAUAUAAGGAGUAUUCCAGAAAACUUCUUCAAACACAUGCAGAGUCUCAAGAUUCUUGAUCUUUCCAGAAAUCGUUCCAUCAAGAGUCUCCCAAGUUCUCUGUCAAAUUUGAAGAAUCUCAUUGCAUUACUGCUUUCCGACUGUGGAAGUUUAGAGAAUGUUCCGUCGUUAUCGAAUCUUCAAGUUUUGGAGGAGCUAAAUCUUGAAGGAACGAACAUCAUGGACCUCCCUCAUGGAAUGCAAAACUUGUUAAGUCUUCAGUACCUUAAUCUGAGACAAACUCGUGUGUAUGAGAUCCCGAAUGGAAUGUUGUCAAGAUUUUCUUGCCUUCAGAACUUGAACGUCGGUGACAUAUUGGUAAGCGGAGAAGAGGUUGGUGGAUUGAAGAAACUUGAAAUCUUUGAAGGGAGAUUUUACGAUUUGCACAACUUAAACACGUAUGUCCAAGUCUUAAAUGGUCGAGAACAGCCUCGUGAAUAUGCCAUUCGGGUGGGCAGGAGAAAAUGGUUUCCACAACGUAAAACAAGAAAGUGCAUUGAAUUAAGUGGCUUUAGCAUCUACGCAGAUCAGAUUAUGCUUCCAAGUGACAUCGAGGAAUUGUAUGUCGAUGAGUGCAAUCUCCAUUAUCGUGAAGAAUACACGCUUUCCUCCAGGUUUAUCCAAGCCUCACUCGGCUCCUUUUCCUCUCUUAAGUUUCUGCAAAUAUCUAAUUGCAGAAAUAUGAAGAAGUUGUUCUCUCCAAACUCCAUGCCGCUGAAUUUAGAACAGCUUACUGUUGAUGGGUGCCAUAAACUGGAGGAAAUAAUAGCAUCAGAAGUUGGACCGAUCGCCCAGGAAUUCCGCCUUCGACAACUGAAGGUAUUUUCGUUGUGUCAUCUACCAGAACUGAAGAGAAUUUGCAGUGCCGAUGGAGCAAUGGUUUGUGAUUCUCUUGAUGAAAUUUGGGUAGUAAAUUGUCCCAAAUUAAGAAGGAUGCCUCUUCAUCUUCCCCAAGUCGAUAAUGUCGGGCCAUCUCCAAAUAUCUCUCUUUCCCUUAGGAUAAAGCCAAUGGAGUGGUGGGAAUCAGUGGAAUGGGAUCAUCCCAAUGCCAAGUCUCUUUUGGAGCCAUUCUUGACUUUCUGGUAGGAUCAAGCUGGUAACCUCUUUGUAGAAAGUCGGGAGAGCAGGUUGAGUAGUGACACUGCCAUUGCUUUUAUUUUAUUUUAUUUUUUUGU
This is a messenger RNA of Hibiscus syriacus, 3079 nucleotides long. RefSeq names its product probable disease resistance protein At1g61300. The record is from RefSeq and is a predicted model, not a curated record. Gene Ontology annotation, molecular function: protein binding; ADP binding. The transcript has 3 exons. Bases 243 to 2990 code for a protein of 915 amino acids. NCBI's taxonomy places the organism in Eukaryota, Viridiplantae, Streptophyta, Magnoliopsida, Malvales, Malvaceae.